CUUGGAUAACAUGACCCUUCCUAGGAAUAAUAACCAAUCUCCCCCUAUAAAUAUCCCUCCCACUCUCAACUGAUGAUCUACACACGCAACAACUUCCACAAUGUCAAACUACGAUCACUUCAGAUGCAAACCACGACUCCCCAAAUUCGCUAACCCUAAAACCUACGAUCUUCACCUCAAACCAGAUCUCACCGCCUGCAAAUUCACCGGCACCGUCAACAUCCGCCUCGAUAUCGUCGCCGAUACCAAAUUCAUCCUCCUCAAUGCCGCCGAUCUCUCCGUUGAUUCCAAAUCCGUUCGGUUUCAAUCGGAAACCGGUUCGAAGGGAUUUGAGGCUGUGAAUGUUGAAUUGUUGGUUGAAGAUGAGGUUUUGGUGUUGGAGUUUGCUGAGAAUUUGCCUCAAGGUGUUGGUGUUUUGUUUAUUAAGUUUGAUGGCACGUUGAAUGAUCAGAUGAAAGGUUUUUACCGGAGUACAUAUGAACAUAAUGGAGUGAAGAAAAACAUGGCAGUAACUCAAUUCGAACCUGCCGAUGCCAGACGAUGCUUUCCUUGUUGGGAUGAACCUGCUUGUAAGGCUACAUUUAAGAUUACACUGGAGGUGCCUUCGGACCUAGUAGCUCUUUCAAAUAUGCCUGUAGUUGAAGAGAAGGUGGAUGGCAACUUGAAGACUGUUAGCUACCAGGAAUCACCAAUCAUGUCUACGUAUUUAGUUGCUGCUGUUGUUGGUUUGUUUGAUUAUGUUGAAGACUGUACUCCUGACGGAGUUAAAGUGAGGGUAUAUUGCCAAGUUGGUAAAGCAAAUCAAGGGAAGUUUGCACUAGAUGUUGCUGUCAAGACCCUUGGCCUCUACAAAGACUAUUUUGAAACACCUUAUACACUACCCAAACUGGACAUGAUUGCAAUUCCCGAUUUUGCUGCCGGGGCCAUGGAGAAUUACGGUUUAGUUACAUACCGAGAAACAGCCCUACUUUACGAUGACAAGCACUCCGCAGCGGCGAACAAGCAGAGGGUGGCAACUGUCGUAGCACAUGAACUUGCACAUCAGUGGUUCGGCAAUCUUGUAACGAUGGAGUGGUGGACGCAUUUAUGGCUGAAUGAGGGAUUUGCCACUUGGGUAAGCUAUUUAGCUGCUGAUGGGUUGUUCCCAGAAUGGAAAAUAUGGACUCAGUUUCUUGAUGAAAGUACUGAAGGUCUUCGACUUGAUGGGCUUUCAGAAUCACACCCUAUUGAGGUGGAGAUUAAUCAUGCAAGUGAAAUAGAUGAAAUUUUUGAUGCAAUAAGCUAUCGUAAGGGAGCUUCUGUCAUUCGCAUGCUGCAGAGCUAUCUUGGUCCUGAAGUUUUUCAGCGAGCACUUGCUAAAUAUAUAAAGAAACAUGCUUGUUCAAAUGCAAAGACCGAGGACCUGUGGGCCGCCCUUGAGGAGGAAUCCAAGGAGCCUGUGAAUAAAUUGAUGAAUUCAUGGACAAAGCAGAAAGGUUAUCCGGUUGUCUCCGUUAGCGUGAAAGAUAGCAAAUUGGCGUUUGAACAGAGGCAAUUCUUGUCGAGCGGCGGUUCUGGGGAUGGGCAAUGGGUCGUGCCAAUAACACUAUGCUGCGGUUCAUACGAAGCAAAGAAGAGCUUCUUACUAGAUAAAAAAUCACAAACCAUCGAUAUCGAUGAACCAUCAUCAUUAUCAAAUAGUUGGAUAAAGAUUAACGUUGAUCAGGCAGGGUUUUACAGAGUUAAAUAUGAUGACAACUUGUCUGCCAACCUUAGAUACGCAAUAGAAAGUAAACGUUUGUCAGCAAUGGAUAGAUACGGAAUUCUUGAUGAUUCGUUUGCGUUGUCUAUGGCUGGCCAGCUGCCUUUAUCUUCUUUACUUACAUUGAUGGGUGCUUAUAGAGAAGAACCGGAAUAUACAGUCUUGUCCAACUUAAUCAGCGUUAGCUCUAAGGUUGCAAGAAUUGUGGCUGAUGUUGAUAGUGCAUUGGUUGACAACACUAAGAAGUUUUUCAUCAAUCUUUUCCAAUAUUCUGCAGAGAGGAUCGGUUUUGAUCCUAAACAAGGAGAAAGUCACUUGGAUGCGUUGCUAAGAGGGGAACUUUUUACUACCUUGGCUGUGCUUGGACACGAAGAAACACUAAAAGAAGCAAGCAAGCGGUUCCAGGCAUACUUAGAAGACAGGAACACACAUUUACUUCCGCCUGAUAUACGAAGGGCGGUGUAUGUUGCUGUGAUGAAGAAGGUGACGUCAUCAGACAGAUCGGGUUUCGAUUCGCUUUUGAAAGUUUACAGAGAGACUGAUCUGAGCCAAGAAAAGACUAGGAUAUUAGGUGCUCUUGGAUCUUGCUGUGAUCCCGACAUAAUUCUCGAAGUUCUUAACUUUUUGCUGACUCCCGAGGUUCGAAGUCAAGAUGUUGUGUUUGGACUGGCUGUUAGCCGAGAGGGGCGUGAAGUGGCUUGGAACUGGCUCAAGAACAACUGGACACACAUUUCAAAUACUUGGGGCCGUGGCUUUUUAUUGACACGCUUUGUCAGCGCAAUUGUAUCACCGUUUUCGUCUCCCGAGAAGGUGAAGGAAGUGGAAGAGUUCUUUGCAAGCCAUGGUAAGCAGCCUUCAAUUGCAAGAACGUUGAAGCAGAGCAUCGAACGGGUUCAGAUCAACGCAAAGUGGGUCGAGGCCGUUCGCAACGAGAAAAACCUUGCAGACUGUGUUCAAGAACUUGCAUUCAGGAACUACUAGCAACAAACGGCUUCUUAAUUUCUCCAGGUUUUCUAUUUGCUUGCUUUAGAAGGUGCUGCUACUGCACACUUGAUGCUCGCCUUUAACUCCGUGUUUUAUAAGACAGACAAAAAACUUGUAACUUCAUGUUUUGUUUUUGGCAAUUUUUUUUCUUUUGUGCAAAUUCCAUGAUUGGUAAGUUGUGAGGCUGUAUGAAUUGCCACCUCAAAUCUUAAGAAAAGCAGCCUUUUCUUGCCAUUUAAGGAAAGGCUAGAUGCCUAGAUCAAAGAUUUGCAAGUAAA
Molecule: messenger RNA, 3003 nt
Organism: Helianthus annuus (common sunflower)
Lineage: Eukaryota; Viridiplantae; Streptophyta; Magnoliopsida; Asterales; Asteraceae
Product: aminopeptidase M1
Exons: 18
Coding region: 101-2722 (873 amino acids)
Biological process (GO): peptide catabolic process; proteolysis
Cellular component (GO): cytoplasm
Molecular function (GO): zinc ion binding; metalloaminopeptidase activity; peptide binding
Source: RefSeq, a predicted model, not a curated record